AUGAGGCAAUCAAUGCGCCUUCCUUUGCGGGAGGCAAAAUACGUCUGCUCCAACUGCAGAGUUGGAGCCAACCCACGCAUCUCGCCGCUCAACCAGCAAUUCCUCCGCAAUGCCUCCGACUCCCCCGGAUUUCUUGAACGCACCCGGCGCCAGAUUUGGGGCACAGACAAGCCCCCAGGUCCCCAAGACCCGUAUUCUGGAAGCCAGAUUAUGCCACAGGAGGAUUCCGCUGCUGAACUUACCACGCUUUCUCCCGGCAAAAGAGAAGAGGAGCCACAAAUCGCCGAGGAAGUAGACAUCGAGAGCAUGGACUGGAAGAGCAUGCCUAGAGUCGGUUACACCUUGGAUGAAGAAUGGCGUGUCAAUGGCCAGACCGUUGCCGACAAAGUUAGCCCUUGGUAUAAGACAAAAUCCCCAGUACCGUUUGAAAAGGCUGUUCAGCAUGCUGUCAUUGAGUUCAGUGUCAUGAACUUGAUCGGUAUGAAGUACGCCACGAGCUAUCACAAAUAUCCCACCCGCCAUGGCAAGGAUCUUAGCAGACACUGCAGCAUUGAGGGCGAGUCUGCCGAAUGGGGUGAUCGCGUUCGAUUCUCCAAGGAAUUAGUGCGAGAAGACCUCAUCAACUAUUUUGGGCGAUUGGCCAAGCGAAAUGUCGAAGAACCGAGCGCUUAUAUUCAAGCGCAGGAUGGGGGCAAAAUAAGAGAUGAUCAGAUUUCGGAACGUCCGCAGAACGGAAAGAAGAUUGAGAACACCAUGUCAUCUCUGCCUCUUAAUGACCCAAAGCUCAAGUUUGCCUUCCUCAAUCGCCUUUCUCAACUCACCGGCCAGCGUAUCCCCGACGCGAUCUACUCUUCUGGCAAUACUACGACUGUCGGCAGUGUUAUUUCCGCCUACAACGAAUUGACAAAGCAGUCUAUCAAGAUGACCCCCGUGCGCCUCCACGAGCAGCUUGCCGCGGCGGGCACCGAAAGCCUGAGCAAUGUCAAGAUCUACGAUUCGCGCCGGACCCGCCAUGACAAUGAUGAAGAUGUUGGUCGUAAGAAGCUCAUUAUCGCUUCGCUUUACGAGGAUGGCCUGAUCACCCACCCCCUUGGAAAGAGGCGGGAGUGGAUCAGGAUGCAAAAGAAGCAGGAGAUAAAGGCUCUCAAGGCAGCAGCAGCAGCAGAGGCGGUCGCAGAAGAAGCGGCACAGGAGAUAGAGAUUGCGAAGGCGGCCGCAGAAGAGGCGCCACAGGAGGCGAAGUUGCAGAUGAACUGA
Penicillium nucicola is the source of this 1257-nucleotide messenger RNA. RefSeq names its product mitochondrial 54S ribosomal mL50 protein. NCBI's taxonomy places the organism in Eukaryota, Fungi, Ascomycota, Eurotiomycetes, Eurotiales, Aspergillaceae. The transcript has 3 exons. The record is from RefSeq and is a predicted model, not a curated record. The coding region runs from base 1 to 1257 and encodes 418 amino acids. Gene Ontology annotation, cellular component: mitochondrion.